UAGCAAGCAUCAGGCGUUCGAAAAAAUGGCGGUCUUGAAAGUUGCGGCGUUUCUAGGGAUAGUCACAGCUCUUGUAGCGGUUUUGAUUGCCUGGUACACGAGUGAGAAUUUUGAUCCUGAAACUCUGCGAGGCAAAAAGGUCGUGAUUUGUGGAGCUUCGACUGGGAUUGGAGAAGAACUCGCUUAUCAAUAUGCCAAACUUGGAGCUCAACUUUUACUUGUUGCCAGGCGUGAAGAGGAACUUAAAAAAGUUGUUGCACGUUGUGGAGAUUUAGGAGCACAGACGGCAAACUACGUUGUUGCUGAUCUGUCUUCUUUGGAGGCUGCCAAGCAUUUGGCUGAAGAAACUAACAAGCUAUUUGAUGGACCUGAUGUAUUGAUUCUCAACCAUUUAAAGCCAUUUUACGAAUUAUGGAACAAGAACAGUAACCUCGAAAAAGUUCCACAGUACUUUGCUGUCAAUACCAUAAGUUAUAUCAAUAUUGCUACCUUACUGCUCCCUGGCCUUCGGAAGACCAAUGGAAGCAUACUUGUUGUGUCAUCAUUUGCUGGGGUUGUUCCUGUGCCAAGAGUUUCAACUUAUUGUGGAAACAAGCACGCACUGCAUGGAUUUUUUGACAGCUUGCGUCAAGAUUUAGCUCUGCAAGGCCAGCGUGGAAUUUCUGUCACAUUGUGUGUUUUAGGGUUGAUCGAGACAAAAAAUGCUCGCACUAUGACCAAAGGCCUUCCUGUGGACAAAGGUAUAAAGGGAGAACCUGUGGAUGAAUGUGCUCUUUCCAUGAUCAAAGGAGCUGCUUUGAGAAAACGGCAAAUAUAUUUCCCAUGGUAUUUAAGUUUUGUUGAAACAGUACAUUUCUUUUUCCCAAGUUUUGUUGAGAGUGUAAUUCAAGUUGCUACCAAUGAAAAACCAAUGGUGGAUAUUUGGGAAUGGUGAGAUUUUAUUGCCGUAGGCUCAAUGUUGUAGAGCAGAGCCAAAAUAAAUAGAGCUCUUCUUGACAUUGUAUUCUUUAUUUAUGGUGAUUUCUUGUAAUUGAGAUAGAGGCUUGUGAAAACACAUUUUCAUUAUUUUCUUUGUGUGUGUGUGCUGUGUAGAUAUGACCAUGAAUAACUGACAUUUAAUAUAUUGAAAGGUUCUGCUAGGGCCCAGAAUAAAACCUGGAGUGACUUUUGAUGCAAAAUAAAGUUAUCUCUGUGUUUCACCAGAGAAAAAACAAAGAGGUCAGUUGAGAUAAACAGGUCAGUUUGGAAGGUGGUUAGCUUUUUUUCAGAGGUCACUCAAUGCUUCAAGAGAGUAGUUAGUGUA
Molecule: messenger RNA, 1303 nt
Organism: Pocillopora verrucosa
Lineage: Eukaryota; Metazoa; Cnidaria; Anthozoa; Scleractinia; Pocilloporidae
Product: hydroxysteroid 11-beta-dehydrogenase 1-like protein
Cellular component (GO): intracellular membrane-bounded organelle
Molecular function (GO): oxidoreductase activity
Source: RefSeq, a predicted model, not a curated record